Molecule: messenger RNA, 475 nt
Organism: Rhineura floridana
Lineage: Eukaryota; Metazoa; Chordata; Lepidosauria; Squamata; Rhineuridae
Gene: TIMM13
Product: translocase of inner mitochondrial membrane 13
Exons: 3
Coding region: 43-321 (92 amino acids)
Source: RefSeq, a predicted model, not a curated record
UCGUGGCAUACUGCGCAUGCGCACCUGCGGGCGGCGGCGGGGAUGGCGGCGGGGAACGGGGAUUUCGGGUCGGGGUCGCGGCUGGACCCCGGAGCGCUCAUGGAGCAAGUCAAAGUACAGAUCGCCGUGGCCAACGCCCAGGAGCUGCUGCAGAGAAUGACAGACAAAUGUUUCCGGAAGUGCAUUGGGAAACCGGGGAGCUCCCUUGAUAACUCCGAGCAGAAAUGCAUCGCGAUGUGUAUGGACCGCUACAUGGAUGCCUGGAAUACCGUCUCACGGGCCUACAAUGCACGACUGCAGAGGGAGAGAGCCAACAUGUGAUGGGCUGGGCAAGGCGGCUGCGGAGCCCCAUCACGGACUUAACCAAUGGAUCUAUUCGGGUCACCGAGCGAGGUGGUUCACUAGGAAGUGUGGACUGGCUGGAUUUGUGGCCUGUGUGGCAGCAAUUAAAAUGACCGCACGUGGCGCCACCUCC